AUGACUAUUCAAGUUGAUGACUAUGAAAUGGUACCAGGUACUGUACAUUUGAUUGAUAUUAAUGGAAAUUUGGAUGUACAAAAAAACGGUGAUAUUAUUUUACAACCACAACCAACCAAUAAUCCAAAUGAUCCCUUGACUUGGUCCAAACUGAAAAGACUAAUUCAAUUUUCUCUUGUUUGGAUCUGGGGGUUGUUUGUUGCUGUUGCCAUUAAUUGGGUCGGCCCAGUUUUUGGUGUUUGGGAAAAAGAUUUGAAAACCACUAUUGGUGAUUUAUCUAAUGCAGUUGCAGUUGGGUUUUUGUUCUUAGGUGUUGGAGUAUUACUUGUGCAACCAACAACUUUAAAGUUGGGCAAACGGUUUAUUUAUAUUGUUGGAAGUAUAUUCACUAUAAUUUCCUUGGCAGUCGGAUCUCAAGCAACAGAAGUGGGUUCGAUAUUUGCCUUCAAGGCACUUGUUGGUCUUGGUGCCAGUCCAUGCGAUAGUGUGGUGGAGCUUAGUGCUACUGACCUCUUCUUUCAACAUGAAAGAUCUACAGCUAUUUCUUCAUUGAUUCUUGCAUUGUACGCAGGUUCAUUUCUUGGACCAAUUAUUGCAGGAUACAUCACUGAUUCAAUUGGUUGGAAAUGGUGUUUUUAUGUACAAAUCAUUAUAUAUCUGGUCUUCUUGAUCAUUCAACUUGCUUUCCAAGAGGAGACAACUUUUAGAAGGGCAUUGAGUGAUGAGACAUUGGAGGAGGAAAUUUUGCAACAAAUCAAAUCAACCGAAAUUAACAAUGAAAAGCAAAUUGUUUCUGAACCUGCUACAAAGGAAGUAAAAGAUGAUGAAGAGCUGGGAUCUUCUAGUAUUCAGUCAUAUAAAAGGAAAACUUAUUUUCAAAAGGUUAAUCUCAUACAUACCGACCAGAACGAUUCCAGAAGCUGGUUGUGUAUCUUUUAUCGUCCAUUUUUUGUUCUUUAUUAUCCUGCAUUCAUCUUUGGUGGAAUUGUGUACGGAAGUCAAAUGAUGUGGUUACUGUUGACAUCAACCACUCAAACCUUGAUUUAUGGAGCUGAACCAUACAAUUUUUCGGCUAAUGGGGUUGGUUUGACUAACUUGGGAUGUUUAAUUGGAUCAAUUUUGGGCACAUUCUAUGGGGGGAAGUUUGUUGAUUGGCUUUCUAUUAGGUUGGCUAAAAAAAAUAACGGUAUCUUGGAACCCGAAUAUCGAUUAUGGGCCAUGAUUGUUCCAACUAUAUUAAAUGCAGGUGGAUUGUUAGCAUAUUAUCUUCCUUGUGCAAACAAUGCAUCGUGGGCUUUUUCAGUUGUUUUAGGACAAGGAGCAUUGGGUUUUGCAAUGAGUAGCUCUGGUAGCAUUUGCAUCACUUAUGCCAUUGAUUCUUAUCCCAAAGUCGCCAGUGAAGGAAUUGUUUUAAUGUUGUUUAUUAGAAAUAUGAUGGGAAUGGGGUUCUCGUAUGCCAUUCUGCCUUGGAUUAAUAGAAAUGGACUUGUGGUCGUUACUUGGUUGAUGUUUAUGUUAUCGAUUAUCAUAAAUGGAAGUUUCAUAGUAAUGCUAGUGUUUGGAAAACAGUUCAGGCGCUGGACCGCCGCUCAUUAUGAAAAGGUUUCUGAGUCCAACUAUGGUGAAUUUUUCAAACGCUAG
Candida dubliniensis CD36 is the source of this 1641-nucleotide messenger RNA. RefSeq lists its product as uncharacterized. Gene Ontology annotation, cellular component: fungal-type vacuole. The transcript has a single exon. NCBI's taxonomy places the organism in Eukaryota, Fungi, Ascomycota, Pichiomycetes, Serinales, Debaryomycetaceae. Gene Ontology annotation, biological process: transmembrane transport. The record is from RefSeq and is a predicted model, not a curated record. Gene Ontology annotation, molecular function: transmembrane transporter activity. Bases 1 to 1641 code for a protein of 546 amino acids.